Messenger RNA from Capsicum annuum, 1567 nucleotides. RefSeq names its product F-box protein At5g49610. The transcript has 2 exons. Gene Ontology annotation, molecular function: protein binding. Lineage: Eukaryota; Viridiplantae; Streptophyta; Magnoliopsida; Solanales; Solanaceae. Bases 156 to 1229 code for a protein of 357 amino acids. The record is from RefSeq and is a predicted model, not a curated record.
GUUUAGUGUACCUUAAUUAUUUUUUAAAUAAGAAACACAAAAGAAGUCGGAAGAGUCAAUUCGAGUCUCUUUAAAGGUACUCGAUCAACAACAGUAAUUGAAUUACACUCUGUGAUAGAAGAUUCAGUAAGAGUAAAUUUAUGUAAGUUCCAACAAUGGAUCGUGGGAAAAAGUCGGGCCUUGCUGCACGGAAUAAUAGGAUUUACUUGGAUUUUAAGGACAUCAUCAGGGAGACUGCCCUUCCCUUCCUUCCUGCCAAAUCGCUUGCCAAAUUCAGAGCUGUUUGUAGGGACUGGAGACUCCAGAUUUCCACUCCAUUUUUUGCCCAUCAGCAGACACUUUCUUGUCGCAGCACAUCAGGCUUCUUUCUCCAGAAUCGUGGGGAGUCUCCUUUUCUCAUAUCCGUUGACACAAACUCUUGUGGGGUGCCAGAUCCAUCCCUUAGGUUUUUGCCCGAGCCUGUUGACAUUAAAUCCUCCUCUAAUGGACUGCUUUGCUGUCAAGGUCGUGAAGGGGACAAGGCCUACUACAUAUGUAACCCCGUUACUAAGCAGUGGAAGAAACUUCCGAAAUCAAAUGCUAAUCAUGGAUCAGAUCCAGCAAUUGUGCUCUUAUUUGAACCAUCGUUGCUCAACUUUGUAGCAGAGUACAAAAUUAUAUGUGCUUUUCCGUCCACAGAUUUUGGUGAGGCAACUGAAUUUGAGAUAUAUUCCUCCCGAGAGGAUUCUUGGGAAGUCGCUGGGGAGAUCUGCUUUGGAGCUAGAAAAGUAGUGCCAAAAUCAGGGGUUCAUGUGAAUGGCGUUGUCUACUGGAUGACACCUACUAGUGUUCUUGCUUUUGAUCUAACAAAGGAGAGGUCACAGUUCUUUCGAUGGUACUACAAUUAUGGCAUCUUGGGGGCAUUUGAUGGAAAGCUCUGUAAUGUUUACGCAACUGGUGGUUCAAUCAGGUUAAACAUUUUGGCCAAUACCCACACAAAUACAAUGCAAAUGGGAAGCCAAACCAGUAUGUGGUUAGAAAAAAAGACGGUUGUUCUUGACAGUAAAAUUGUCGGGGAUGGAGCGAUGAGCUGCUCAAUUUUACAUGUUGACAAUAAUAUAAUGGUGGUUCAUAGUGGAGAAAGAACGUUUUCAUACGACUUCAAGUCCCGUGCAACAAAACUGCUGAGCGGUCGAGCUGGCAUUAAUUAUCGAUGCUUUCCGUAUGUGAACAGCCUAAUCUCCCUCUAAGCUGCUAAGUUUCUUUGUUUGGAGCUACUACAAUAAGCUUGCUGGGGGAAAACAUGCCUGGCCUUUUCAGAUGAUUGCUUGUCCUGAGAAGGAAAUUAUAUAUUGUUUAUGCUGUGUUAAUGGUCUCUUAUAGCCCAGCAUUAUCCUUGCUAUAUUUCAUUAGUUUUUCUUCGAUAUGGUACUCGUUUUUCUCAGCUACUAACUAUCUUUGUGGACGAUCUUAUUCUAACUCAUUAACUACUGCUUUAAUUUCUUGACUUGGCCAAUAUUUGUGCAGUUUAAACGUGAAUGUGUUGGGGAACUACAGCCUGACUUUUACUACUGUUUUUCAAUUGUAG